AUGGAGCGACCGCACAGCCAGUUCUUAAAUUCUGUAAUUUCAAGCAGCCAUCAAAGUGAUACUUUAAGCCCAUCAAAUAAGAGGAGCUUUGUGCAUUAGUUUUAAGAUAAAUUUGGUGUAGCCUCAAUUGGGGCUCUAUAAGAGUCUGAGAUCAUGAAAUCGAUUCCAAGUCCAAAGGUACAUCAAUCUAACUCAGCUCAGAAAAAUCCACCCACUUAGAAACCAGAAAUCAAAUCUUAAGUGGACAAGAUAAUGUCUACAAAAACUUCACAAAAGGACAGUCAAAAGGACCAUUAUCUGACAAUUAACUCGAAUCAAGAAUCGUACCCUCAGAAAUACUACUCUAAGAAUCCCAAAGAGUGGAAAACAAUGCACAGAUUAUGCAAAAAGCCGCAUCUUCCUUUCUCACAGGAGCAUUAGGGGUAUUAAGAACCAGUUGAAGAGGAAAAGAGUUUCUUUAGUAAAAUGAUGGAAGCUGAAUAAAAACAAAUAAAGGAUCGGGUGUAAUCUGCUUACUCUCGCAAGUCACUCAAUACUUAAUCAAGUGCGAAUAGACACAAGGAAGCCAAGAUACCUAUUGUGCUUAAAAGCAACUAAGAAUCUAAUGAGACUCAUAUCAAGUCAGAGAGUGAUGAUAAUACAUUGUCGAUUAAGUCAACACUAACACUAAGAUAGAACGAGUUAAAAAUAAUAAGGCAUUUUAAGAUAGAUUAUGGGGUGUAUCAGUCACUGAAGAAUGAUGAAGAGAGACGAAAAUUUUUGUUAAAUAAGAUGGAGGAAGAUAUCAAAGAAAAUUUAAAUUAACUAGACCAUAAUAUGCAGCAUAAGUUGUAAAAUUAUGAAUAAAGCCAAAAAGAGAUUAUGGAAUAGACGGUGUAACCGAAGGAUACCUAUCCUUGGCUUGAAGUUAAAACUAGAAAUAAAGAGCUGUAACCUAGACUUAAGCAGAAAUUAAUGGAAACUUAUUAGACUUUGUAAGUUCACGGAGAGUUAAACAAACGAAAUAGCUCCAAAACAGAUCAUCAAGACACUUAGCACAAUGGAUUAUAAAAAUCAAUCUUGAAUCAGUACUAGAUCUUAAAGCCUACUUAUGCUGAACAUGAAUUAUUUGCAGCGAUGGUGGACUCUAUUAAGUUUAUCGUUCCACCACCUCCAAAUCCUCCAAAACCCAAGAAAUUAAAGAGGUCUAUUCUUGAACCAAAACAUCUUAAAAAUGCUAAAUCUGAGAAGGAUCUAAAAAUGCCUGAUAAUAUUACUUCCUAGAUAAGCAAGCAGAUUUUGAUUAGUGGUGCAAAUUUAAGCAUGGCUCUGAAUAAAACUUUCAAGGAUUUUAUCAAAGUUUAUAUGGAUUUACAUGAUGAAUAGCAAACUAAGCUAAACCCUGAAAAAAGUGGAAGAUUCCUAAAUAACAGAUUAGUUUCUAUGGUAAUUUUUUAAGAUAAUAUUUAUGUUUAGAAAGCUUAAAGAAUUGCUUAAAAUACUUUAGCAAAGACUUAAUCAUAACCGAAUAUCCCCAUAGUUAAGAAUUAAAUGCUUUGGGGUGAUGAAUAAUAAAAGUAGUAUCAAGACUACAGAAAAUAGAUGAAAUAGCAUCUUAACAGAGACACUAAUUUAGAAGCAUGGGAUAGAGUAAUGCAAGGUGCAUUUAAUAAGGUAUUUCAUAACUAUGGGUUGAAGUAUUAAAAUGUUGAAGUUGUUUAAAACAUGAAGCAUAUGAACUUUGAUCAGAUUAAUCAGCAUAUAGAUCAAGAGGUCCUUCAUAAAAUUGAGACAGAUUUAGCAGAGAAGAUAAUUGAAGAAUAUGAAAUCUAGAAGGAAGAUAUAAAAAAGGCAAGAUACAAGUACUUAAGAGAUAAAAAUGCUGAACAAAAAGAGAAAAUAUAGCAGCAUAGUCUCGAUGCCUAAAAGUAAAAGGAGAAGCAAGAGAGGAUCAGGGAAAAUCUAAGAUUCGUCAAGAGAAUUAAAAUAAUCCUGAAUGGAGUAGAAAAAAAAUUGAUUGAUAUAAAGGAAAAGAAGCAAACUGUUCAUGACUAGUUGUAUAAAGAUAGACAAAAUUGGGCAAAAAAACUUAAAAAACCUUAAAGUCUUGCCCUCGAUUAAAAAUCAAAUGGCUUCAGAGCGAAUGAAGCAGCAAUGAAUCAAAUGGUAUUCUCAUUUUUCUAGAAUGAAAAUGGAUUAAUCAAACCUUUGAAAUUCAAUCCAGAUCAGCCAGAGGAAUACUUUCACUAAAAAUACACAGGUGGACCAGAUGCAUUGGACAAUCUUAUCAUUAAGAAUAAUAGUCAGAAUAUGCUUGAUGCUAAAUCUACUUUUUACAUGUUAGGAGCCCUAUAAAAUGCGGCUCGAUCUAUAUAAAAAGCCUACAGAAGAUAUAAAUCGAAAAAGGAAUAUUUAAAGUAAAGAGAGUUAGAUGGGUAACAUCGUGGUUUGGUAAAAAAUAAUAAGAAAAAACUUAAAAUGGAGGAGGCUAGAGCUAUUUAGUUGAAUAAUCAAAAGAAUAUGGAUGAAAUGGUAAACUCUUAGUUAGAGGCUAAUGCUAAGAGAUAAAGUGAGAUCUAUGGAGUUAGAAAUUUCUUAAUGACUGAAAGAGAAAAGAGGUAGAAUCAGCUAAAAUUUUAUGCAAAGAAAAAGUUUGAUGAUAUAGAUGAAUAGGAUGAGAGAAAAGACGAUGGGGAUUCAAAGAGUCGAUCUAAUAGUGAAUCAAGUUCAUCCAGCUAGUCUUCAAAGGAAAUAAAUCCUAAGAUAAUUUCAAAGAGAUCAAGUAAUAAAGCAUCUAACAGUAAUAAAACUGAAACAGAAAUAGAAUCUGAAUAAACUCUAACGGAUGAGAGUGAUACUGACAGUAAUUAGUCUGAAACAACAGGUACUGAACGAAGUGUUAAAAUCAAAAAGUAACCCACAAUUAAGAAAAAGAAAAGAAAAGUUGAUAUCAACUUUGAGUUUAAAUCAUUUAGUUUUUUUAUAAAACCUCAACCGAAAGUAGUAUAUAUGCAAAGUGGAGGAUAGGAAAAGAUCUUUGAAAAUCUUAAUGUAAACCAAAAUGAAAAGCUGUAAUUCAAUCCAACUCUAGAGCCUAAUCAUAAAAAGAGAUUCAAAAAGCAUAAUCUUACAGCCAGAUAAGAAAAUGUUAUUAAAUGUGCUAAAAUCAAUAAUGUCACCUAUAUUAUGAAGAACCGAGACAUUCUUACUCAAAAUGAUUUAAAUGCAAGAGAUGAAAAUAAUAAUACAGCAUUAUACUAUGCAGUAUCCAAUUCUUACUUUGAGGUUACAAAGGUACUAUUAGACUUAGGUGCUAGUGUGAAUCUUAAAAAUUCUUUGGGAAAUACAUGCUUGCACAAAGCAUUUAUGUCUAAGAAUAUGCUGAUUAUUAACUUGCUUUUGAGUAAAGAUGCGGAUUUAACCAUAUUAAAUGAUUUCUAGCAGUCUCCAUUGUACUUUGGAACAGCUUAAAUGAUUAAUGAACUUGGAUUGAGCAAAUAUGUGACACAUUAUCUGAAUUAUAAGGACUUUGAGGUAAAUUUCGUUGAGAUUGAUGAAGUCAAGAAAGACAUAGACAAAUAAGAUGUAGUUAACAAAAGAAUGGCACAUAGAAUUAAGUAUACUUGA
Messenger RNA from Stylonychia lemnae, 3606 nucleotides. The record is from the annotation of a GenBank genome assembly. NCBI's taxonomy places the organism in Eukaryota, Ciliophora, Spirotrichea, Sporadotrichida, Oxytrichidae.